UCUACAAGUACUAACAGCAGCUAAAAUGGCCGGCACCAGUGUCAACGAAAUCGCCGUCCCCGAGUCCGUGCUGAAGAAGCAGAAAGCUCAGCAGAAGUCUGCUGAAGCCCGCGCUGCCGAGCUCAAACAGAAACGCGAGGCCAACAAACAGAAACGAUCCGUCAUCUUCGAGCGUGCCAAGAAGUACACGGCCGAGUACCGCAAGAACGAGCGCGAUCUCAUCGAGAAGCGCCGUGCUGCGAAGCAAGAUGGCUCUCUCUACGUCCCUGCUGAGCCUAAGCUUAUCUUUGCCAUCCGCAUCAAGGGUAUCAACAAGAUUGAUCCCAAGAAGCGCAAGACACUCCAACUCCUCCGUCUCCUCCAGAUCAACAACGGCGUUUUCAUCAAAGUAACCAAGGCCACCACCGAGAUGCUGAAGAUCGUCGAGCCGUACAUCGCAUACGGAUACCCGUCCCUGAAGAAUGUUCGCGAGCUCAUCUACAAGCGCGGCUACGGUAAGGUCGAUAAGCAGCGCAUUCCGCUCACCGACAACGAGAUCAUCGAGAAGGCCUUGGGCAAGCUCGGCAUUGUCUCCAUUGAGGACCUCAUCCAUGAGAUUUAUACUGUUGGCCCCAACUUCAAGCAAGCCUCCAACUUCCUGUGGCCGUUCAAGCUGUCCAACCCUACUGGCGGCUUCCGCACCCGCAAGUUCAAGCACUUUGUCGAGGGAGGGGAUCUUGGCAACCGGGAACAUCACAUCAGUGCUUUGAUCAAGCAGAUGAACUAGGUUCAGCAUGCAAAGGCGGAUGGAGUUUCGGUUUGAUUAUGGGUUUUCUACGAAUGAUAUCCUGUGGAUGCGUACCAUAUGAGGCGAGUAAGGGUCCUCAGAUAGCCAGCGGUUUUCGACGGUUCUCUGGGGACAGAGGUCUCCCAGAAUCCCGGCGCCAAGUUUGGCUCUGUAGCAAAAAAUCCUAAGCAGGCGGUCCAACAUGAUGAAAUUGAUUCUAUCUUGC
Westerdykella ornata is the source of this 992-nucleotide messenger RNA. Its product is annotated as 60S ribosomal protein L7. Gene Ontology annotation, cellular component: cytosolic large ribosomal subunit. The transcript has 4 exons. Bases 26 to 766 code for a protein of 246 amino acids. The record is from RefSeq and is a predicted model, not a curated record. Gene Ontology annotation, biological process: maturation of LSU-rRNA from tricistronic rRNA transcript (SSU-rRNA, 5.8S rRNA, LSU-rRNA). Gene Ontology annotation, molecular function: structural constituent of ribosome; RNA binding. NCBI's taxonomy places the organism in Eukaryota, Fungi, Ascomycota, Dothideomycetes, Pleosporales, Sporormiaceae.